AUGGCGGGGAUGGUGGCGGUAAUGAUGGCCUUGAUGGAGGCACUGACGGCAGCGAAGAUGGCGGGGAUGGUGAUGGUUUGUCAUGAAACGGCGGGGAUGGUGGUGGCAAGUAAGGAACUGGUGGGGUUUCCGGUGGUGGUUGUGGCCACCAGGGGAGUGGCGGCCAUGGCCAAUGCCAUGAACCCCAGUUUUGGGUUGGUGUAUCAUCAUCAGAGUCCAAAACCCGAUGGUUCUUCAAUAUUUUCUCAUAUAGGAGACCCCAACCCGAUCUUGGCAACUGAAAGGUUGGACCACACUGCUGCUGCUGCACCAAAGUUACACGGAGGAUUUGGUGUUGUUUAG
This is a messenger RNA of Ilex paraguariensis (yerba mate), 342 nucleotides long. The record is from the annotation of a GenBank genome assembly. NCBI's taxonomy places the organism in Eukaryota, Viridiplantae, Streptophyta, Magnoliopsida, Aquifoliales, Aquifoliaceae.